Chrysochloris asiatica (Cape golden mole) is the source of this 1148-nucleotide messenger RNA. RefSeq names its product dystrobrevin binding protein 1 (gene DTNBP1). The record is from RefSeq and is a predicted model, not a curated record. Gene Ontology annotation, cellular component: neuron projection; synaptic vesicle membrane; cytoplasm. Lineage: Eukaryota; Metazoa; Chordata; Mammalia; Afrosoricida; Chrysochloridae. The coding region runs from base 84 to 1148 and encodes 354 amino acids. Gene Ontology annotation, biological process: neuron projection development; regulation of synaptic vesicle exocytosis; negative regulation of protein kinase activity. The transcript is spliced from 10 exons.
CACUGUUGACAGGUGAGGUGGGCGGCUACGCGGGGCGUAAGGCGGUGGCGGCAAGAGGCCUGAGGGGAGGAGACGCGGCGGAGAUGCUGGAGACUCUGCGCGAGCGGCUGCUGAGCGUGCAGCAGGAUUUCACCUCCGGGUUGAAGACUUUAAGUGACAAAUCAAGAGAAGCUAAAGUAAAAAGCAAACCCAGGACUGUUCCAUGUUUGCCCAAGUUCUCUGCUGGACUGGAACUGCUUAGCAGGUAUGAAGAUACUUGGGCUGCACUUCACAGAAGAGCCAAGGAAUGUGCAGAUGCUGGAGAGCUGGUGGACACUGAGGUGGUUGUACUUUCCGCUCACUGGGAGAAAAAGAAGACCAGCCUAACAGAGUUACAGGAACAGCUCCAGCAACUUCCAGGCUUGGUAGCAGAUUUAGAGUCCAUUACAGCCAAUCUGACUCAUUUAGAGGCGAGUUUUGAGGAGGUAGAAAACCACCUGUUGCAUCUUGAAGAUCUAUGUGGACAGUGCGAGUUAGAACGCUACAAGCACAUGCAGUCCCAGCAGCUGGAAGAUUACAAGAAAACUAAGAGGAAGGAACUUGAAGCCUUCAAAGCUGGACUCGAUGCCGCACACACCCAGAAGGCCCUGGAAAUGGAACACACGCAGCAAGUGAAGCUCAAGGAGCGGCAGAAGUUCUUUGAGGAGGCCUUCCAGCAGGACAUGGAGCAGUACCUUUCCACAGGCUACCUGCAGAUAGCCGAGCGGAGAGAGCCCAUGGGCAGCAUGUCAUCCAUGGAGGUGAACGUGGACAUGUUGGAGCAGAUGGACUUAAUGGACAUCGCUGACCAGGAGGCCCUGGACGUCUUCCUGAGCUCUGGUGGAGAAGAGAGCACCGUGCUGUCCCCCACGUUAGGACCAGAAUCCAAUCGAAUCCAAUCCAGUUCGAAUGAAAUUACUCUUCAGGUUCCAAACCCCUCAGAAUUCCGAGCCAGGCUGCCUUCACUGUCCUCCCCCUGCUCUGAACCGGACCCCCGGGACCCCAGUGAAGGUGGGGAGUCGCCCCUGGUGCAGUCCGACGAGGAGGAGGUCCAGGUGGACACGGCCCUGGCCGCCUUCAGCAGCGUGGCACAGGCCCCCUCAGAUGUCACUGAUGACAGUGAUUCCUAA